Molecule: messenger RNA, 673 nt
Organism: Rhizopus microsporus ATCC 52813
Lineage: Eukaryota; Fungi; Mucoromycota; Mucoromycetes; Mucorales; Rhizopodaceae
Exons: 2
Coding region: 120-335 (71 amino acids)
Source: RefSeq, a predicted model, not a curated record
CACAUAAUGCUAUCAAUUCAGUAUUGAGUAGGCAGCCGACCUUAUCGACUAAUACAGCGUUUCUUCCAUUUGUUGCAGACUUUUACAAGUAUAGUAUUGCCUAUUUGUUGUUUUCGCAAAUGUUGCCAAUUAACAAACUACCAACUAGGCAAAUUGCUACAAUAUUUUAUACCGCUUUCGGUGAUCUUCCUUUUGAAGUUAUUUCCUCCUUUGAAUUUGCGGAAUAUAAUGCCCACAAUUUGAUGUUUUUCAGCUCCAUGCUGUUAGAGACCGCGACUAACUUUAUUUUGAUGCCUUUUGAAUUUAAAGGUUGGACGAUUUUAUUGAUUGCUUGACAUGGUAUAGGUAUGACAAGUUUUUGCGACGACAAACGCAUAGGGCGAAUCCGUAGUAUAUGUAUCAACUGUGUGCAUAGUUUAUGCGCCACCUUCCGGUGAAAAGAUCAAGUAUGCUUUAUUGAGCAGAUGUGCUGCUGCUGGUUUGCCAGUUCCAGGUUUUUUAAAUAUAAUUGUAUACAACCAUAUCACAAAUCAGAAUAUAACAAACCUAAUGUAUCCGCAACAAUUUUAUGGCUGUUAUGGCAAUGAGAGCAAAGAGCGCAUAUGGGAGAUGCUUUUUGAUAUUGACCAUCUUCAGAAAAAUAAAUAACGUAUGCAAAAUUUUGAAAAGAUUU